Molecule: messenger RNA, 2081 nt
Organism: Boleophthalmus pectinirostris (great blue-spotted mudskipper)
Lineage: Eukaryota; Metazoa; Chordata; Actinopteri; Gobiiformes; Gobiidae
Gene: nol8
Product: nucleolar protein 8
Exons: 9
Coding region: 95-2020 (641 amino acids)
Molecular function (GO): RNA binding
Source: RefSeq, a predicted model, not a curated record
AGUGAGCACCGACGCCACACGUGAGGUAAACAGACGCGAUGGACGCACAUUUUUAAACGAUUUCGAUUUUCCCGGAGCUCGUUUUAAGCGACCGAUGGAGAUGAAGCGUCUGUACGUGGGCGGACUCGGUCACUCGGUCACCGACAAAGACCUGAGGGAUCGAUUCGGGAAGUUUGGGAAAGUGGAAGACGUGGAGCUGAAGACCAGGACCGACGAUCGAGGAGUUCCGUACAAAACCUUUGGCUACAUCAACAUCACCAUUUCUGACCCGGAGCUCAAGAAAUGUCUGAGCGUUUUGAACAAGUCCCAGUGGAAAGGCGGGACUCUGCAGAUCGAGACGGCCAAAGAGAGUUUCCUGCAGCGUUUGCAUCAGGAGCGUGAGGACUGGGCUCAGCUCGCCCAGACUCCCCCCGGACCCUCGUCUCAGCAGAAGCUUCUGGAGUCUCUGAAAGACGCCGGAGUGUCCAACUUCACCAUGAAGUCCGCGGUCCCCGGCACCGAGAUCCCGGGACACAAGGACUGGGUGGUGGGGAAGUUCGGCCGCGUACUUCCCGUGCUGCAGCUCAAGUGUCGUCGCGGCGACAGAGUGAGGACGCUCAAGUACGACCCGUCCAAAUACGGGCACAACCUGCGCGCGCUGGCCCCGCCCCCCGGCCCCGAGGACACGCCCACGCCCGUGUCACAGCUCACCUGGGCGAUCGAGGGCGGAGACGACGACAUGAGCCGCAAACGGAGAGGAGAGUUUCCCCCUUUCACCCCGAAGAAGAAGAGGAAGGAAAACAGACCGUCCUCAGAUCUGAUUGGCUUCUGUAAUGGCUCUGGUCGUCCAAUCAGAGCGCUCCGCCCGCCGCUCGACAGCGAAUCAGAAGAAGAGCUGCGGCGGAUCGAAAACGGCUCCCACAAUCCACUGGGGCCGGAGGACGACACGCUGGAGGUGGUUUCAUCAGACUACACCCACAGGAAGAACGACGACGACGGCGACUCGGCCGACACAGACGAACUCUUCUCCUCCAGAAAACCCCAAACCAACCGAAACAAAACGGCCCCCGAGAAAAAGCGCAAGAAACAAAACGGACGCCGCUCCAAAUACGACUCGACGGACGACGACGACGACGAGGAGGAAGAGGAGGAAGAGGAGGAUUCUGGGAAGGAGAGGAAGAAGGUCCAGAAAGUCACGAAGUCCGACAAGACGGACGACGCCAAAAAAGUGCAACUGCGAGACGACAAAACGGAAGAGAAGGAGAGAGUGAAGGGACGAGGACAAGAGGAUAAAGAAGGACGCAAGGAAAGGACAGAGGAGAGGAACCAAGGAGGCACAGAAAGGAAAGAGGAGAUGAAUCAGGGAAGCAAGGAAAUGAGAAAGGAAAUAAACCAAGGAGGCAUGGAAUUGACAGAGGAGACGAACGAAGGAGACGAGGAGACAGACCAAGGAUACGAGGAAGACGAUUCCGAUUCUGAGUCCGAUCCCGAUUACGAGUCCUUGUUUUCCAACGUGGUUCAGUUGGAGAUGUCGCUGUCCGACCUCCAGACGCUGGCGCAGAAAUUCGCCCCCGAGGGUUCGACUCCGACUCCCAGAAUCCUCAGCGUGGACGACGUCGGCGCUUCGCCCAAAAAAGGCACGACGCCGGAGGAGAUCCUGGCGUCCAUUCUGGAGGGAGGAUCGAGCGAUGAGGACGAGGAGGAGGAGGAGGAGGAGAGGAGGAAGGAGAGGAGGAGCAAACGGAAAAAGAGGAGCGCGCCGGUGAUGUCACUUCCUGCGUUCAGAGGGACCAAAGAGUUAGAGUCAGAGAAGAAGGAGGAGAAGAAGGAGACUGGAGGAGAGAGGGAGGAGGAAGAGGAGGAAGAGGAGGCAAAGUCCAGCGGUGAAGAAGAGCGAGAUGAGGAAAGUUCUGCUCAGAGUGAAUCCUCCAGUGAUGAAGAAGAAGAGGAGGAGGAGGAGGAGGAGGAGGAUGAAGGUUCAGGACGUACAGAAUCUUUAAAGAUAUUUACCAAAAGUCCAAAAGUAUUUGAUCCAGUUUAAUACGACGAGUUUGUGGAACCGAACUCAAACAGAGAAAGAACAAAGAAACACAGAGACUAAU